Messenger RNA from Quercus robur (English oak), 5881 nucleotides. Its product is annotated as putative disease resistance protein RGA4. Gene Ontology annotation, molecular function: ADP binding; protein binding. The transcript has 11 exons. Gene Ontology annotation, biological process: defense response to other organism. The coding region runs from base 461 to 3289 and encodes 942 amino acids. NCBI's taxonomy places the organism in Eukaryota, Viridiplantae, Streptophyta, Magnoliopsida, Fagales, Fagaceae. The record is from RefSeq and is a predicted model, not a curated record.
AAGAAACACAUGAUAUAAAAAAUGGUGAAUGCAAUAAAAAUACCUAUAAGAGGGUGCAACAUGUCUGUGGUAUUACUUGGUAUGUUCUCCAAUCUUAAGAACCACAAAAAUGGAGGAGAGUGGUAUGGAAUAAAAUCAAGCCACCCUAUGAAGAAAAGAACCUCGAACCACUCACGCCAUCCGUGAAGGAAGGAACAAUUGACAAAGUUGUUUGGUGAUACCUUUUGUGGAGAAGUAUGCAUGGCUUUGUAAUAUUAUUUGCUUUCACCUGAAGAACUAAUGUUCUUUGCGCAAAGCAUCAUUAGAAGACAACUACAAGGAAAGUAUUUAACAAGAUAAACCCUUAAGGCUUAUAAAUAUUGAUGUUGAUAUUCUAAGCUGGACACAACAACAACCUGCCUCUCAUCACUUUCAUCAUCCCACAAACACAUAUAGUAUUCCUGAAAGAAAGACAAAAAAAAUGGCUGAAGGAGCUCUCUUCGACCUUGCCAAGAAAGUCCUUGAAGUGGUGGGUUCCUUAGCUCUCCAAGAGAUCAAGUUGGCCCAUGGUGUCAAAGCUGAGCUUGAAAAUCUAAAGAGCACAGUUUCCACAAUCAAAGAUGUACUUCUUGAUGCUGAAAAGAAGGCUGGUGAUAGUGUUGCGGUCAAAGGUUGGCUCGAAAAGCUUAAAGAUGUCCUCCAUGAUGCAGAUGACGUGCUGGAUGAUUUCUCCACUGAAGCUUUGCAACACAAAAUGAUGGCUGGAAAUAAGAUGACUAAGGAGGUACGCAUUUUCUUUUCAAGUUCAAACCAGCUUGCUUUUAGUCUUAAGAUGGGUCAUAGGAUAAAGGCAACUAGGAAGAGACUAGAUGUCAUUACAAAUGAAAUGAUGAAGUUCUCCUUUAUAAAAGGCUCCAUCGAGCCACAAGUCAAGAAUAGGGAUAGGGAAACUUAUUCUUUUGUACCUAAAGAUGAAGUAAUUGGGAGAGAGGAUGAUAAACAAGAAAUUAUAAAAUUUCUUUUGCAUACCAAUGUUGAAGAUAAUGUUUCAAUUAUUCCAAUAGUUGGAAUUGGAGGCCUAGGGAAAACUACACUAGCUCAACUCAUUUACAAUGAUGAAAAUGUCAAAACACAUUUUGAGCCGAAGUUGUGGAUUUGUGUAUCUGAUAACUUUGAUGUAAAACAAAUUGUUAAACAAAUUUUAGAAUCUUUAAAAUUAAAAGAAGAGAGCCAUGAAGAAAACCUUGACAAUUUACAAAACCACCUCCGAGAAAAACUUAAUGGAAAAAAAUACUUCCUUGUCCUGGACGAUGUCUGGAAUGAGGACAGAGAUAAAUGGCUCCUCUUGAAAAAUUUAUUAGUAGGUGGUGCAAGGGGAAGUAGGAUACUGAUAACCACACGUUCUGAAAAUGUAGCAAAGAUAACUGCCACAAAUUCGUGGUAUUCUCUAAAAGGUCUGCCUAGAGAAAAGGCUUGGAGUUUGUUUGUAAAAAUGGCAUUUGAACACGGUCAAGAACCAACAAAAAAAUUCUCAGAAAUAGGAAAUAAGAUUGUUGAAAAGUGUGAUGGAUUACCUCUUGCUAUAAGAACAAUAGGAAGCCUAUUGUAUCUCAAAACUUCUGAGAUUGAGUGGCAAUCAUUCUUAGAUAAUGAACUCUUAAAAAUAGGUCAACAAGAAAAUAAGGUCUCAUCAACUCUUAAGUUGAGUUAUGAUCAUCUUCCACCACACUUGAAGCAAUGUUUUGCUUAUUGUCGAUUGUUUCCAAAAGAUGAUAGGAUUGAUGUAUACACACUUAUUAAUCUUUGGGCAGCACAAGGAUUUAUUGUUUUAGUAGGUCCAAAGCAGCGUUUUGAGGAUGUUGGUAAAAAAUAUUUUAUGGAAUUACUUUGGAGGUCAUUUUUCCAAGAUGUAGAAAAUGAUAAAUGGGGCAAUAUAAAAUCGUGUAAAAUGCACGAUCUCAUGCAUGAUCUUGCAAGUCUUGUGUCUGGAACGGAAAGUGCCAUAUUAAAUUCAAGUGGGGAAAAUGAUAUUGAAAAAGUUCGUCAUGUAUCAUUUAAUUUUAUGGAUUCACCAAUGCAAUUUUCAACCCCCAUGCCUAAUGGAAGGAAGAUACACACAGUUCUAGUAUUUCAUUUAUGGUGGAAUUUGAAUAAUUUAAAUUGUGAUGCAUUAAUUUCAAAUUGUAAGUAUCUACGUGCAUUGGAUUUGAGUAAUCUACUAUUACUUGUAGUGCCACAUUCAAUUGGAAAAUUGAAGCAUUUAAGAUACCUUAAUCUUUCUAGAAAUAGAAUUGAAAUUCUCCCUGAUUCCAUUACUAAGAUGCUGAAUUUGCAAACACUGAUACUACAAUAUUGUCGAUGGCUUAGAGAAUUACCCAAGGGCAUUAAAAAGUUGGUCAAUCUCAGGUUUCUAGAUAUUACAGAUUGCAGCUACGAAUUGACUAAUAUGCCCCUUGAAAUCGAACACCUUACUUAUCUUGAGACAAUACUACCAAGAGUUGUUGUGAGAAUGGAAGGUUCCAGGGGCCAAGUGAAAAAAGGCCAUUGUGGUUCGUAUAAGGAAAAAAAGGCCGAGUCCAAUGGUGGGCUAAGUCAAUUGAAGUUACUACACAACUUGGGGGGAGAAUUAAGAAUUGAAAAUCUAGGACAUGGAAAAGAUGAGGUGCGGGAAUGUAAAGAUGCAAAUUUAAAGGAUAAACAACAUCUUCAAGAGCUGAAAUUACUGUGGGAUCGACUGCCGGAUGAUGGAGAAACUGAAUGUUAUGAUGAGAUGUCACUGGAAGGGCUCCAGCCACAUCCAAAUCUUAAAGCGUUGGAAUUGUGGAAUUAUAUGGGUGUGAGAAUUCCAAGUUGGGUCUCUUCUCUCACUAAUCUUGUAAAAUUUGAAUUAGAACGAAGUGAGAGAUUGCAGCACCUCCCACCGUUAAAUCAACUCCCUUUCCUCAAGUCUUUCUCUGUUGUGGGAAUGGAAGCACUUGAAUACAUUUCAGAUGAAGACAGUGUUAGUAACGUGUUGGGUGCUUCCUCUUCUUCUUCUUCUUCUUCAAAAACACCAUUCUUCCCAUCCUUAUCUUCUCUAGAAAUACGGUUUUGCCCAAAACUGAAGGGAUGGUGGAGGAAUUCAGAUGAUAAUGAGCCACACCAUCUCUUACUUCCAUCAUUUCCUCCUUCUCUUUCGACAUUAGAGAUUACAUUUUUCCCUAACCUGACUUCCAUGCCCCUGAUUCCCCCCUCUUUGAAAAAUCCAAUUAUUCUUGGUUGUCCCCUCUUACGGCUACACGAAGGAAACAGUGAAGAUUGUCCCAAAUAAUCCAACAAGAAAAAACAAUUUAUUCAGAACAAAUUAAGGACAAACCUGGCUUACCUUGUUCAAAACUUUAUGCCCCAGAAAUUAUGCCAAGUACAGUUUUGGACUCAAUGAAUCGUAGCAGCUUUGGUAGAAUUUUGAAGGGAGGAACAUGACCAAGCAACAAUAACUCAACGGGGAAUCAGCUUACUAUAAAGUGGUUGGUAAUUUGGCACUUUCUCUCUCUUCUAAAGCCGUGGCCCUUGGUUUUGAAUUUGGCCGUGGAGUCCUAUGUGAACAUGAGGCAGCAAACAUGAGUAUAGGAGGGAAAGAGUUGAAUCUGAUGGUGUCUUUAACUACUUCAGAACAAAUUAAGGCAACAACUAACUUGGCGCAAAAUUUGGACUCUAUUCAAAACUUUCUGGCCCUGAAAUUGUGCAACAAGUCAUGGACUCAAUGGUUAUCAUCUAUUUGCUUUAUAUUAUUUGGGAAAUUUCUUUCUGUUUUGUUUCCCUUUUGUAUGUGCAAAGGACUGUUGCUACUUAUAUGAUCUCAUCACAUAAACAGAGAAGAAAGGAUAACAUCUAUAUCGUUGUACGUAAAACUUCUUUGAUGUCAUGAGGUGAUGUUCUUUGUUUCAUUUCUAACAAUUGUAGAAAUGGAGAAAAUCUUUUGACACUUUAAGGGAGUAUCUACCCUACCAACUAAGACUGCAGGAAUUAACUUAUUAUAAUGUAUUCAGUUUGGUCAAGUUCUUUCCUUUAUAUUAUAAGCUUUUGACAUGUUCUUGUAUUUGCUAAAUAUUGAUUUACACAUGGUCAUUUGGGUAAUUAGUAAUAGUAACUAACUAAUGACUUAUGUAGUUUAUGUGGUGAGAUAAUAAGGCCGAAUAAUAUCUUCUUUUCCCAAAUGUUUUUGGAGAAUUUGUUUUUUGUCAAAAGCAUAAAAUGAGAUCGAGUCCAAUAGGUUUAUUUAGUCUAGCGUGCCUAUACAUGCUCACAAAUCCUACAGUAUAUGUAACAAAACAAUUCUCCAUCAUUCCAUUUCUUAUCUCUUUAUUUGAAAAAAUAUAAAAUUUCCAAUUAUAUUCUGGACAUGUUCUAAAAUUCCAGAUAAAACCUUGGUAAUCUGUCAACUUUGUUACUUUUUUUUUUAUUUUUUUUUUCCUACUUUUAUAAGCCAAGUCACUUAAAAAACUUUUUUCCCUAGUGGUUUAAUCUUUUGGAUCUUGUGGCACCUGCCACUGCUACAGCCUCUACCUCAUCUCCAAAUAUAUCAAGGUGAAAUAUUCUUAUCAUUUUUAUUGUGCCUUAGCUUCUUAUUGUUGUCCUCCCAAAAAAAGAAGUUCUUUCUUUGGUAAAUUCAAUAAUUGUUUUUGUUGUUCUUGUGCUGAAAAUGUUUUAUUUUUGCAGAUACUUCAUAACUUCCAUUAUUGUAUGAAUGAAAACGGAGCAUCCAAUUACCUUGUAGGAAUUAGCUUGUUAUUCCAGUUGGGAUGAAGGUCACUUCAACAAUUUCUUUGAAGUAAGUGCAAAGUGUGAAGUUGAUCCUAUCUUUGUGUACUAUAGAGAGUAAAGAAAAGGGAGAAUUUUGGUUGAAUUCCACUUUGAGGAUUAUUAAUCAAGGAAGAAUUGGUGAUUGAAGCUUUGUCCUAUUGUAUUCUCUCUAGAAGCAAGUUUUGAGAAGCCUUCAAAAAAGGUAAAUUUGAGUUCAAAUAAAAGCUGUUAUGCAACUUUACAUAUUUCUCACAACAAUUGAAGUUAAAUCCAACUAAUUCUUGCCACUUUAAGUGUGAAUGUAUGCCUUCCAAAUCUUGUCAAUAGUUCACUCCUUUUACCUCUUGCCAGUUUCAAUUUCAGCUCCCAAUGUUACACUCAUCCUUUGCCCAUAUGUUUGCUGGAGUUCUCUUGGAUUUUUUUGGCCCAACUUAAUUCGGUAAGAUACUUGGAGCCUCUGUUCUCAUUUUGCAGACUAAUUGUUUCAAUGUUGGAUAGCUGUUCUUUUGGGUUAUUAGAGUGCAAAAUAGAGAUGGCGGUUCCAUUGAGCACACAACUUGUCUCAGCUCCUUUUCCAUGAGAGGGAUAUCAGCCAUUAUAUGGUUGUGAAGUUAACCAUUGGAGGGUCAUCAAAAGGGGAUUAGUCAACAUUAAUACAGAGCAAAUUUUGUAUUAAGUCUAGAAUUUGACCUAUUACAAGGAAGAUGGUUAAGAUCACUCAUGAUAAUGUGGAUUGGUCAUUUGUCCUUCUUUGGAAAAGUAUUAGUCAUCUUCAACAGUAGCGCCAGAGAAUGAGAACAGUUGAACAGAUUCAUUCAUUUCAUCAGGAAUGCUGAUUUUGCAAUUCUCAACUUGUUUAAUGUUGCUGUUGGUUAGACUAUCAAAUAUUUCAUUUCUUUUUCAAAUUGUAUGAUUUGGGUGGCCAGCUUUGUUCUGCACUUUCGUGUGAACCAGUUUAUCGGGCUGUUCUUUGCUACCUGGAUUUGAUUAUAGCUAGGCUGCUCUCCAUAGUCCAUACUUGUAUGUCAAUUUAUGUUUUGUAUUAUUAUUUUUAUAUGGUGAAGGAAUAUUCCAGAAAGAUUUUUUUUUUUUUUAAUAAUAAAAAUUCAGAUUUAUACAA